Molecule: messenger RNA, 4231 nt
Organism: Seminavis robusta
Lineage: Eukaryota; Bacillariophyta; Bacillariophyceae; Naviculales; Naviculaceae
Source: the annotation of a GenBank genome assembly
AGAAUGAUGCUGGUACCAUCUUUCCUGCUUGCGAAUGUGGAUGUUGGAGGUGCGAAAGGCGCCGUUUCGAACCAAUGCUGGUGAGCUGCCGCCAAGGAUCGCUGCAACCUUCACAUAUAAUGAUUCACACCAACGGCACAACAGCACCCUUCCACCGUUGGAACGAUCAUUGUUUCAGUUUGACGACUUUCAACGCAAAGAUGACAAAGCAACUGCCAUUAGCGCAUUUGGAGCCUAUAGUUUCCGCUUGGCCGUUUGACAGAAUUCAUCGAUUUCACUCCCGUAUCAUUCAUGAACUCUGCUCACAUUGUUGCCUCUCCACCGAAUCUUGGAAAUCGAGGAACAUGACAAUCAACCGACAAGUCUGAUGGGAGUGAAUUUCAAGUGUCGGCUCUUCCUCCUCCUUGGACUUCAUUGGGCAAGAACAUUACUUGCGCUUGUCGAUACCAUAAACUGCUACCGGUGUUUCGGCCAUGUCAUCCAACGAAGAGCGACGAACGGCUUGUCAAAGGACAGGGAUAACCAGCCUCAGCAAAAAGCGGCCAUCAGUGCCGAACGACCAGUGCUGCAAAUAUGCGCCAAAGGCAACGAACAAGACUUGCGGAGAAGACGAAUCCUCAAGAAUGCUCCCAGGUGGAGUUGCAAGGUUGGUCCCCAUGAAGAAGGCUACAUGCACAGACAUGUCGAAAGCGGCGACUGUCGAGCGCAAUGCCCUUGUUUCCGCUGGAACACCAGCAUGUGGGUCGAUGAUGAAGCAUGCCGACCCGAACGGGGCGGAGGCGAAUCUCAAGGUUCCUGCACUGAAAGCAUCAGGGGCUGCGUUGAAGGAGGAGGGUCCUCAUGCAACAAAGGACAAGGCACACGAACAAUGCCACGCGACUCUCAAUAAUCUUCUCGCACUCUUGAAUAGUCCCGAGAACGAGAAGUUCUGCUCCCAGAAGCGCCGCCAAGAGUGGACCAACGAAAUUUCUGACUUGGCACGCAAACCAUGCCCCGAGACCAUCAUUGGUUGCUUGGGAGCCUCCGGAGCUGGCAAAUCCUCGCUGUUGAACGCCUUGUUGAACGAGUCUGAGAUUCUUCCUACCUCCUGUAGCCGUGGGUGCACAGCGUCUGUGGUGGAGUUGCGAUUCAAUCGAGACUUCCUCGCUAUCGGGGCACAAAGAAUCGUUGUGUAUAGGGGAGAAGUGGAGUUCAUCCCGCUGCAAGAGUGGCUUGCCGAGCUCAAGAUGCUGCUGGAGGCAUGCUGUACAACGUCCGAGGACUCUGAGCAAGAUCGAGUCUACCCGAAAAAGCCGGACGAAAGCGAGGCCUCUGCUGCUUGGGAGAAGAUCAAUGAAGUUUACGGCCGCGGCACCAUGGAGAAUCUUGCUGGCAAUCCCAAAGAGCAAGUCUGGGAUCGUCUUAGCAAAGAUGGAAGAAUCGUGUCGUUACUGAAGCCGCAAGAUGGUCAACUGGCAAACACUGUCGUCGUGGAGGAAGGGAGCGUCGAUGCCAAUAAGGCAAAGAUUCUUGUCGAUCACCUUCCCGACCUUAAGGGCGCACUAAAGAGAGAGAAAAAGAAGUGGGCCAAAGGUUUCCGAAAGAGGCUCAAUGAAUACAUCUACAGAAAGGGCAAUGGCAAGGAGCCUCAGACGUGGCCACUCAUCAACAAAGUGUCUCUCUAUGGUCCAUGGGCCGUCCUCUCUACAGGCGCUGUAUUGGUGGACCUUCCUGGGGUGAGAGACGCCAAUGCAGCCAGAGCAAAAGUUGCCGAAACUUACCUGGACAACUGCCACAAAAUAUGGAUCGUGGCUCCAAUCAAGCGGGCCGUGGACGACAAAACUGCCAGAGACUUGAUGGGCGAGCAGUUCAAACGUCGACUGUUGAUGGACGGAAAGUAUGGAAUUGUCAGCUUCAUAUGCACGCAUUCCGACGACGUUGAAACCACGGAGGUCCUAAGGGACCACGAAGAUGUUGUCAAAGAAGUCGAAGGUCGAUGGGAAGCAAUGGAGGAGCGCCGGGGGGAAAUUGAUGGCAUCGAGAAGAAACUGAGCGAAUUGCAUGAAGAAAGAGAAAGAUUCAAGGACGAAACGGACGAGCUCGAGGAGUGGAUCAUGGAACGUGAAAAUGAUAGUAGCGAUAGCGAUAUCGAAGGCGACAAUAAUUUGUGCAGUGAGGACGGAGGCUCAGCUGAGGAACUGGAACAAGCGAAGGACAAGCUGAAGCGGAACGAGGAAUCAAUGAAAGCACUCGAAGCAAAAGCAAAGAACCUCGAAGACGAGAUUGCAGUGCUUCAAAGACGUCUCAAGGCUACUGCGGCGGGGGUGAGAAACGAAUACUCCAAAAAUAGCUUGCAAAGCGAUUUCAAGGCUGGGCUGGAACAACUCUGCCGCCAGCCGGAUGAAGAGGAAAUGGACGAGUCCGACUCAACUGAACCCGACAAUGUUGCACCACCGCUACCUGAUGACUAUCAGCUCGAAGUUCAUUGCAUUAGUUCCAACGACUACCUGAAGAUUCAGGGGCUAAAGCCGCGCUCGGAUGGGGCGCCGAGUACGUUUACGAUUUCGGAAGAGACGCAAAUUCCUUCCCUUCGGGACUCGGUCCAUGCGACAACGGCAAGCUUCAAAGCAGACUUUGUUUCCACCAACGCACUUACUGCAGAGGACAUCUUGGGGCGCAUUAAGCUUUAUGCCAGCCAGAACAGUGCGGAAGAAGAAGAGGAAGAGGCGGAUGUGCGCCAAUAUCAACUGGCUUUUGAGAAUGAGAUUGCAACGAUAGAGCAGCGCUUGGGACCGAUUGUUGAGGAUUUCAUCAGCGAGACCGAAAAAGAGGUGGAUAAGUGCCUUGAACCCGCUCUGGAAGUUGGAGCUUCGCAGGGAUUCUCUUCUGCGCUGAGUACGGUCAGUUCUUGGAGUGAUACCGCUUGCCGCACCAAGGAUCAUCGUGGGCCGGAGCAGAAUGCAUUGCAUCAUAGGACAUACGAAGCUACGUUGAAGCACGGGGGCGUGUUCAAGUCAUCCACUGCAGGCGCGAUAAACCUGAACGCUGAGCUGUGUGAACCAGUCGAGAGGGUGUAUUGUCGACAAUGGCAGCGCACAAUGGACUCCCGAAUCACACAUCUACUGAAUCAGGCACAAUUGAUGACCACAAGGUUGCUAAAAACCGUGUCUAGUGCACUUGGAAAGCAACUUGUGGACGCGGGUAUGGAAGCCUCACGUGCAGACGCGUUGGAGGGUAGAGCCAGAAAAAGCGGCGACGUGGACAUCAGGGCCGCAUUCCGAGACAUGAAAAAGCUGCACCGCGAAACUCAGAGUAAGCUGCAUCGUUCGUUUCAAGAAAGCGUGGCGCAACAAAUGAAUCAUGGUUAUAGUCAAGGACUGUACGUACAGCGCGGCAAGGGAUACUUCAAGAGAAUGAAGAAGGCAUUGCAUGCCUACGCUGCGAAUGGUGCGCACAUCAUUUUCAACCAAGCAGUUGGAAACCUCCUGGAUGGAGUCCAGCAGUUGGUCGAGAUGCUUAAGGCUGGCAUAAUGGGGCUUUCAGGUCACAUCAGGCAGAGUCUCCAUCGUGUUUAUUCUGUAUCCUGGAACGAACAGCAAAAUACAGAUGGUUCGAAGGACCAAAAGCGGAAAAAGAAAGCUCUUGCAUGUCGGAACCGACUGCUAGGAGUUCUCAGCGGUAUGUGCGAAUCUCACGAGGCGACAAUGAUGCUGGCUGGAAUCGAUUUCAAAGAGGCCGACCACGAUGUCGUGGGAGUGGAAAGUUGGCAAGAUGGCUAUGCCAAGAGCAUGGAGGAAGCAAAACUCAAGGGAAACUUUGUGGAUCUUAUUGAUUCAGAUGACGAGGAGGAGCCCCCUGUCCAACGAAAGAAGCCAAAACUUUCGCACCCCCCGGGUCCACAACCUAUCCCAGCUUCACACGAAUUGAUGCCUCGGUACUUUUCUGCCAAACCUCACCGGGGGUGGACACUGCCUGAUAAUGCGCCGAGCAUGGCGCCUUCCGGCAUGGAACGCUUUGUGCUUUAGAUGAAUGAGGUAAAAGUGCAACCUGAGUGGCCAUUUUAUUCGUUGUGAAAGCCUCUGUGAGGGGUGCUCUGAGGCCUGUCUAGUCGAUUCUUCCUGUGGCGGUGGCGAUGGUUGCAAGCUGGGGCCUAUUGGAGUUCUACUGAUCCGAAACCCAGCCGUCACAACAGUUACUUGUCCGGACUUAUUGAGACAAAAGCACAUACUUUAAUAAUAAAACAACGUUUAUG